Molecule: messenger RNA, 423 nt
Organism: Cajanus cajan (pigeon pea)
Lineage: Eukaryota; Viridiplantae; Streptophyta; Magnoliopsida; Fabales; Fabaceae
Source: RefSeq, a predicted model, not a curated record
AUGGCAGCCCACGAGUUUAUUGAAGAUUCACAUUUUAGAGCGUCACCUUUAACCCAUUUAUACAUUUCCAGACUGAUUUGCUUUGUAUCUGUUUGCGUUUAUUGUUUGGUCAUUGAUCUUAUGUUGAUCUUUCUGGUUGCAACUCAACUGGUCAUGUUUAAAGGAGAAAGCAAAGUUGUCUGCAUACCUGUCGUGGUAGCUGUAAGUUGUCAAACAAGGAAAGCAGGACUGCCUGUUGGUUACAAGGGUUGUCAAUUUCAUAGAGUUAUUAAGGAUUUUAUGAUUCAGGCUGGUGAUUUUGUAAAGGGUGAUGGUAGUAGAUGUGAUGGAAAUCUAAUCCCCAAGGAUCCCUUUGGAAGAGAUAAGACCAAGAGGGGUGAAGGUUGAUCCAAGGAGGCUCACACUAGAAGACCAUUGGGCCUU